AAUAGAGAGAGUAAACAUUUAAAACGCCACAACAUGUUGACCAAAAACUGUGACUAGCCUCUCCGUCAUUUUCGAUGUGGGACCGAGCGUUCGAAAUUAGUCCAUCUCUUUCACCUUUUACUGGGCUUCAAUCUGAUCACUCUCUCUUGGUGGUCCCCCGUGUAGUUGUGAUGUAGUUCUUAUCAAAGCCCUCCUGUCUUGUUGUGACAGCUCUGAUAUUGUUUAUUGAGGUGGAUGUCAGGUUUAAUUAGCAAUCGAUAUGGAAAGCGUUUGCAGACCGCGCCUCUGACGUCAUACUCGAUUACCGUUUCUCAUUGGUCUCAAAUUCCCAAAGCCUAGGCUAAUUAUUGGAAGGUUCAUGUUGAUAAAGUACAGCUCAUCCUUCCCUCCACAUCAUGUCCCCUCCUCGCUGGRCACACUCACUGCAUGCUUUUUAAAUUCACACCACCAGCKUCCAGACGUCGUUUCCUUUUGCCUAGGAGAUGAUGGACAGCAGGAUACUGGAUCCACCUCAUGCCCAGUUCGGAGGCUCUCUCGGCGGGAUGGUGGGCUUUCCGUACCAUCUAAGCCACCAUCAUGUUUACGAAUUAGCCGGUCAUCAACUUCAAUCUGCGGCCGCAGUUCCUUUUUCAAUAGACGGAUUACUUAAUGGUUCCUGCACAGCUUCAGUGGUUAAUUCAAACCAGCUCUUGUCUGGCUGUGGUAUGAAUGGAGAUAACCAGCAGUACAAGCUGACAGAUUCGUGUGACCCAGACAAGGAUAGCCCUGGUUGUAAGAGACGACGAACUCGCACAAAUUUCACUGGUUGGCAACUGGAAGAAUUAGAAAAGGCUUUUAAUGAGAGUCACUAUCCGGACGUGUUCAUGAGGGAAGCACUGGCUCUGAGAUUGGACUUGAUAGAAUCGAGGGUACAGGUCUGGUUCCAAAACCGUAGAGCUAAGUGGAGGAAAAAAGAAAACACAAAGAAGGGUCCAGGGCGACCAGCUCACAACUCCCACCCAACAACAUGCAGCGGGGAGCCCAUGGACGCGGAAGAGAUCGCCAGGCGAGAACUGGAGAGGAUGGAGAAGAAGAAGAGGAAGCAGGAGCGAAGACUGUUGAGGUCCCAGAACAAACUUUUGUCAGGGGACCUAUUUCACACCCCAGGAUCUGACAGUGACAGCGGAGUGUCACAAGUGACCGACAGUGAACAAAAUCCACACUGUGACUCUGUAGGCCGAAACCAAACUCAAUCGAGCUGUGACCAAACACCACAAACCCUCCAGAACCAAAGACACUUGAACCAAGAUGCUGGUGGAUCCGAGCUGGACUCGUCCGACAGCAGUCAACAGUCUAGCAUGUGCGCCAACAGCAGAGCCUCCACCCUUCAGAAACUGAACCCAUUCAGCGUAGAAAGCCUUCUAUCCGACUCCAGACCAAGGCGCAAACCGAACAUAGAUGGAUUUUCUGCCUUACCCUCCUCGCGGCCUUUGAUAGGGAAAGGACAUUUCUUACUCUAUCCUAUCACCCAGCCGCUUGGAUUCAUUGUUCCUCAGACUGCUUUGAAGACAACACCACCAGACUCAGAUACUGACAACUCCACACAAAGAACCCCAGUGAAUGACAGCAGCUUAUCUGCCAAUACUGGACAUAAAAACCACAAGGAGUCCAACAAUCUCAACGACGCGACAGCAAUCAAAGUGCAGGUCAACUUUACCGGGAAAAAUACUAGUUCCCCACAGAACAGCCCAGGUCAUGUUACCUUUUCCAGUAGCAACUGUAGUCAGCCUUCAGCCAGUUGUAGUGCAACAUAUUUCCAAGAUGAUGAUGAUUCAAAGUAUCUGCCAUUAGACAAAAAAGAGCAGUCUGUUAAAGACUACCCAGAGAGUUCCGAGUCUGUGACAACCAACUGUCCACCAGAGACAAAGACAGAGACUCAAGAUGUCGGUAUGGAAUAAUAGACCUAUAGGUGAGAAAAAAUAUUGAUAGCGUCAACAACACCUUUCAUUUGCCCAAAGCUCAAUCACGUCUUAGAAUAUAAACUCUCAAUUUACAGAUGACAUAUAUAGCCUAUUUUCUGAUGAUGAUGGGUUAUAACUGUGUGUGUGUGUGUUGCGUGCGUGCGUGUAUAUGCGCACGUGUGUGUGUGGUGGUGGUGGUAGUAGCACUAGCCCCCCUGUGUAACAAACUGUAAAAAUACAUAAAAACCACAAAAAUCCUCAAAGGCUGUAAAAAGUAUUAUAAUAUUUAUAUAUGUAAGGUUUUCAUAAAUAAAUCGAUUGUAUACAAUAAAUCCAAACCGUGUGAGARCUUAAAUAGCCCGUAUAGUGGGUAUAGGUAGCGCUUUCUGCUAAAAUCUGAUGUUGUAUUUUGUGUAUUGCUUUAACAAAUUUAUUCAUCUAUAAGCCUCACUGAAAUGAGGUUACGAGCCGGAGGCGAAAGGACCCGCUCGACUCCUGCAGAGUUUUGAUAUGAAAGUAAUUAUUUUCCCGGUGGCUACUGCAYGGAUUCAGUUUAUUUUAGCCCAAAGGGUUAUUAUACAUUACCGAUUUCUAGUGAUAUGAAAUCACAUAAACUUCCAAGAAUAAUAGAAUUAGCAUGAAAGGCUGGGGUGUCAAAUUGAAAUACGAAAAUAAUAGCCCCGGCAGCUGGGAGUGUGUUUGUGCAUAUUGGAUAGGAGAUGGGAAUUCGUGGGGCGGAAUUUUCAUGAGCUUUUCACUUUGUCAGGGCCCUUGUAGCCGGCUAUAUUAAGAUAGAUGUUCGAUGAUAUCCCUCAUUGUUCUGUCGCUUACAUUGAUGUUUCUGUGUUAUCAGCCUAUUGAUCAUGCGUCGGCUGUAAUAGGACGGGCGAAGCAAACGUGCCUAUUUACAAUAGCAGAACACAUUUGUUCUAAUAGGGUUGGCGGUCCCCAGGGAUGCUGUGCAGGCUCGGGGACAUCUGCGCCAUGGCAAUAUUAGCAAUGURGACCAGAUCUYAAGUCGAGGUAAGAAAGGAAAGACCAUUCACAUCGCAUACAGCUUGUUUUACAAGAUAGGGCCUAUAGGUAAAACGCACGUGAAAAUGCCCUCAAUAACACGAACAUCUAAAUCCUAAAAAUAGAAAAGAUCCYURCCAGUGUGGUGUAGUUGUCCUUAAAUACCCAGAGUUCCUGCUACUCUUUUAGGGUCUUGAUUUGCAAAUAAAUUGAAAAUAAUCAGAGGGGCAGCUUUACAUCUGAGCCGGCGCAAAUGAAUUUCUGAGCCUGUGUCCCUUUCAAAAUAUUUACAUAAUUUUCACCCGGUGACUGCUGUUUGCUCAGAGGAAGCAAUGACUUAUUGGGUGUGGGUGAAGGGGGGCUUUUGGUAUAAGAGACAGGCAAAAGUGUAUAGGGAAAGGGAAAAUUUAAUCUCAACAGAGAGUAUAUAGGCCUAUGGCAGAGACAGAAAGUCAAUAAGCUAAUGAAUAACUUAUUAUUUGAUGAAAACAGAUCCAAAUACAAUGGCCCUUGGAAGUCCUCAACCCAACAAAGAUAAUACUUCUAACUUUUAUUAAAUAUAUAUUCCUAUACCCGACAUAAUAUUUAAAGACAUUAUCUUCUUAUUCAGCCAGCCACAGCCAGCCCAUCUCCCCAAUUAUUGAGCUUUAUUUCUGUCAUUGGGUUGCCAUUUAGGAUAGAUCAUUUGGAAAUUAGAGUUGUCUGGAUGUGUCCUUCAAUAUAUAUAUAUUUUUU
Messenger RNA from Salvelinus sp. IW2-2015, 3689 nucleotides. Its product is annotated as homeobox protein unc-4 homolog. Gene Ontology annotation, biological process: regulation of DNA-templated transcription. Lineage: Eukaryota; Metazoa; Chordata; Actinopteri; Salmoniformes; Salmonidae. The record is from RefSeq and is a predicted model, not a curated record. Gene Ontology annotation, molecular function: sequence-specific double-stranded DNA binding; DNA-binding transcription factor activity, RNA polymerase II-specific.